Messenger RNA from Biomphalaria glabrata, 2553 nucleotides. RefSeq lists its product as uncharacterized. The record is from RefSeq and is a predicted model, not a curated record. The coding region runs from base 1417 to 2553 and encodes 378 amino acids. The transcript has 3 exons. Lineage: Eukaryota; Metazoa; Mollusca; Gastropoda; Planorbidae.
CACACCGCGUGAUACUCCAAGGUGCGGCUCUUGUCGGACUUCACCCACGUGUAAGAUAAUUCUUAGCCUAGGACAUUUCCGGUGUCCGCCCACACUUUUCAGGCAUAUAUAUAUAGUAAACCAACUCAAAUCACCCUCUCUUUCUCAUUCGAGCUGAGCUAUCGAGUCUGGACUAUAUCACUUAUUCUUUCUCCUAGAGGAAUACCUGGUGCCUCCCUCAGGUGUCUGCCUAUUUGUUUGAUAUCAAGAAUCACCUACUAUUUAUGUGCUGAGUGCUAUCCAGCACUGCACUGUCCUACUGAGACCUGCCUAUUUAUAGGAUUACUUACCUGCCUAUUUGCCUAUCACCUAUUGCCUAGUUAUUGGAUCAACGAUCUAUUUACCGGCAGUUGUGCUUAGUGCUAUUCAGCACUGCACUUGCCUACUGAGAUCUACUCAACUCUACCACUUGGCGCUAUCGGCAUUGCCCGCCUAUUCGACAGCCCACCUGUCAAGCUAUUAGGUGCGACGUCCCUACGGACUCAGGUCUGUGCGAGACGUCAUAGCUACGCCAACCCUCUGCAACUCACUGGACAUAUCCUGUCAACUACGCUGCCCACGGCAGAUCAGCUCUGCCCGCAGUAACCUUGUGCCCACGGUAGCAGGCCACCCGCCCUACUGUGCCCACUACAGAUAUUAGAUUUUGGGGAUUGAGACUCCACAAGAACUAUAUCGCCGGCGUCCCUCUAUCCGCUAGAGCGCCACCUCCAGCUGCAGAACCUCAAGCCAGGACACAGCCAGCUGCGACAUCAACAGGAAAACCAGCUAAGUCGGAGGACAAAGUGACAUACUCUCUUAUUAGGUGCAAGAGUGAUGAUUAAAUCUAAUAUAUUAGAGAUAGAUGCAAACCCUCCCCCUUUUUAUUCUUAUAUGUAUAUUUAUGUAAAUAAAUAUUCUUCAUUUUUAACUUUUGUAUCUAUCUUUCAUUGCUUUGUCUCGUUGCGUGUCUGCUCCCGAUUCAUAUGCUGAUAGGUUGGGGUGUGAUAGCUUUAAAAAUAAUCAUCCCCUAGACAUAAAACGUGCCAAACACACGUCACAUUUCCCCACCUGUCACAUUUUGGCGAGCCCGUCCGUGGAUUUAACCCAUUAGUACAGCAGGCACGAACAGGCAGCAAUAACCAAAUUUCCUAUCAAUAUUUUUCUAAAAGCAUUUAUAAGUAUCAUCACUUCGCAUUAUCAAGAGUGUCACUUCUGUCAUAUUUUAUUUAUUACUAUUAUUGCAUUUCAUGUGUAAUAUUUCAUUGCAGGAAUUUUGUGAUUAACGUAGGCAGACACCACAUUCCCCUUUUACUCUUUCUUGCAUUCAGCGGCUCCUUUCUACAUUUUACCUCUCAAUAUCUUCCACCUCAUCCUCUUCCUAAUCCGGCCUCUUUAACCAUGGACUUAGCGGAAUUAGCUUCCGAUUUCGAGGCUGAAGGAAUAUUAGGUGGAUUUGAAGGUCUCGAGUUAGAAGACUACGUACGAAGACGGAUUGAAAGGGCACAAAGAAUGGAAGAAUUGCGCAAAGCCCGUGAGCAGGAAAUACUAGAAAUCAGACAGCGCUAUAGACCGCAGAGUUUGGAGCGGAACAGCACACCCGCAAGACAAGGUCAGGAAGCAGAGGAGAGUGGAAUCAUGACUCAUGUCGAAACAGAGCACACCGCCCCAUCAGACACAGACGUUGCUAAUAAAGGUGAAACUACCACACCUGAUGCCCCUUCUCUCGACCAGUCCACCUUGUCUACCCAGCCCAACCCUCCAGCUCAGUCUAAUAGAACUUUAAUCCAGCCCAUGCCCUCAAGCAAACCCCAACCUAGAAAGGCACCAAUCCAACAACCAGCCUUGCACAAAAGCUGCAACUACCCAGCACGUAAGCCUCGUCAUAACGAGAACAACCAAGCCCACCGUGACUGCAACAACAGCACGCGUGGCAACAAAACUAACCGUGCCUACCGUGACUGCAACAACAGCAUGCGUAGCCACCAACCCAACCGCCAAAAGCAGCAGGCCUCACAGAACAUUUCAGUAAUGACCGCGGUCCCCAAACCCUCUGCGUCUAAUCAGCAAACACAGACUGAUAGAGCAGCGGGCGACCCAUACGUCAUAUCAACACUGACUGUGGCCCCUGAACACACUGCCCUUGGCCCUACGAAAACGGAAGUCCUACCGGCACUUCCUCACCCUGUCUCCUCUUCCCCCGGGGUAGAGAAGAUUCUGGUUAACGGACGUUACGUCCGGUCCCUAUUUGACACAGGCUGUGCAGUAAGCUCAGUUAUCUGCAAAGCACUGGUUGAUCCAGCUGAUCUCACAGAUAGAACUGUGACGAUUCAGUCCCUUGACCGUGAGAUUCCUCCAAAGGUUCUUCCUAUCGCGAGGGUGCACGUGGAGUGCAGAUACGUACAUGGCACCAUCGACGCCGCCGUCAUGGACACGCCAGUAUAUGACUUCAUUUUAGGCUCCAAAUAUGUCCCUCUUGGGGUUGUCAAAAAGCCAUACUUUUCUCUGCCCGUCGCCCCAUAUGUUUCACCCAGGUGA